Messenger RNA from Artibeus jamaicensis (Jamaican fruit-eating bat), 1032 nucleotides. RefSeq names its product neuropeptides B and W receptor 1 (gene NPBWR1). The record is from RefSeq and is a predicted model, not a curated record. NCBI's taxonomy places the organism in Eukaryota, Metazoa, Chordata, Mammalia, Chiroptera, Phyllostomidae. Gene Ontology annotation, molecular function: neuropeptide receptor activity; neuropeptide binding. Gene Ontology annotation, cellular component: membrane; neuron projection. Gene Ontology annotation, biological process: neuropeptide signaling pathway.
AUGCACGACGCGUCCUCGGAGCUGGAGCCCUCCAACGCUUCGUGCCCUGGCACCUCCGGGGACUGCCCCAAAGCGUGGAGUCCGCCGCCGCUGCUGGCCAUACUAGUGGUCUACGCGGUGAUCCGUGCGGUGGGGCUGACGGGUAACUCUGUGGUGCUGUACAUGCUGCUGCGGACGCCCCGCAAAAAGAAUGUCACCAACCUUUUCAUCCUCCACUUGGCCACCGCCGACGAGCUCUUCAUGGUCGUGCUGCCCAUUAAUAUCGCCGAUUUUCUGCUGCGGCGGCCCUUCGGGGAGCUCAGGUGCAAACUCAUCGUGGCUAUUGACCAGUACAACUUCUCCACCCUCUAUUUCCUCACAGUCAUGAGCGCCGACCGCUACCUGGUGGUGCCGGCCACCGUGGAGUCGCGCACGUACGGUGCGGCGCUUGCGGUGAGCCUGGCUGUGUGGGGGCUUGUGACGCUGGUCGUGCUGCCCUUCGUGAUCUUUGCUCACCUGGAUGAGGAGCAGGGCCGCCAGCCGGAGGCCUUCUGGGGGCGGGAGAACAGCUUCUACACACUAGUGCUCGGCUUCGCCAUCCCGGUGUGUACCAUCUGCAUUCUCUGCAUCACCCUGCUGUGCCGACUGCGUGCCAUACGCCUCGACGACGGUCAUGCCAAGGCCCUGGACCGCGCUAAGAAACGGGUAACUCUUUAGGUGGUGGCCAUCCUCGCCGUGUGCCUCCUCUGCUGGACGCCCUACCACGUGAGCACAGUGGUGGCGCUCACCACCGACUCCCUCCCGCAGACGCCGCUGGUUGUCGCGGUCUCCUACUUCAUCACCAGCCUGAGCUAUGCCAGCAGCUGUCUCAACCCCUUCCUCCACGCCCUCCGGGACCACAGCUUCCGCAGGAGCCUCCGCCAGCUGCUGGGGUGCCGCACCGCCGCCCGACUGCCCACGGCGCCCUGCAGCCCCACCUCGGCACAGCCAGUCUUGUGGCGCUCAGGGUGCUGUGCCGGACGGACCAUCUUUCACCCCACCACGCCUUGCUAG